CAAGAGAUUGUAGGCUGCUGUGUCGUCAACGCCCUGUCGAUGGAUAUACAGACUAAGAAAUGUGCUGUGCUGGUAUUCCUUCUAUAUUAUGCAUCUGGGUGGAAGAGAUUAACGAGCAAUCGACACCAUAAUUGACUGAUUGUGCUGCGUCUUUUCAUCGAGUGCGGCCUUUCUUAAUUUGCUUUACUUCUUACCCCUAUUUUGUGUUUCUUGAGUAUCGACUCCAAAAUGCCGGAAGCUGUGAAGUCUUGUGGUUUCCUGGGCGAGCCGGGCGAGGCGACCUUUAGAUACGGCGAAAAUUAUGAGCCGCUUGCAAACGAUCGCUUUAUGCUCGAAAUUGACGAAGGCUUGCUGGAUCAGCUAUGCAAGGACAAUGACGCAGAGGGGCAAGGCGAAGGAAGUAAUAGAUAACGAAAUUCUCAUCGUCAUUUUCGUUUUCCGUUCAUUUUCCGUUGACAAAUUAUAGGAUGGAAGAUGUGCUCUUUGUCCUACUGCUACAUUCUUUAUUCACAAUGUAGUGGACCUGGAUGUGUUCCAUGUAUUUAUUCAUGACUAGCAGGUGCAGCGCUCGGAGGAUUAGGUAGCAGCGAUGGGUCGGAUUUCAGAGCACACAAAUUGCCGGAGCUCGGGAAUAAGGCGCUCUUCGUUGGCAAGCGAAACGAAAACGCGUUUUUUGUGACAAAAGAUGCACAAAUGAGCAUAAUGCAGCUGAAGAAUAGCAAUUCGCAGUUGCUCGUUCACCUUAUGAACGUUCCUGUUUCGUCAAAUUAUGGCUAGCCCUUAAUAUUGCAAUUUUAGAAUUCGACUGUGGCGGGCUUCAUCGAGGGUAGGUUACCAUUGUGAGGCCCCCAAAGCUUCACCUGGUAGAGUCUUUUUGCAGAAGUGCCAGAUGAUGCGCCGUUGAUGUGCACAAUUUACAGAUUUGAACUUCAACCGAUUGUAGCGCUAAUCUACGGACAAGAAGCAAAAGCUGAGAGGGUCCUCCUCCGUGGAUGGUGGGCCGCCACUGAAGCGCUUAAAAACGGAUCCCGAAAAUGCUGCUGGGGGCCCACUCGAGCAGGCAGGCGGCAGCAGUAGUUCCAGCGGUGCCGUGGAAGCUGCUCCAGUAAAGACGGAGCGCAUCCUCAGCGUGCGAACAGGCUUCGAGGACAUAAUUUUUCUUCGCGCAGAAGCGGGAGAUACUGGUCAAAUUCAGCGCAUACUCGAGAAGGAAUAUCCAUGCUAUCUCGGUGAGACGCGAGCAUCGAAUAAUGUGCGCUUUUGUUCCGGCGAAGAAAUGCGAUACAGGUGUCAGUGCAGUGAUGCCAUUUUGAACGACUUCGUGGAAAAUUCUCCAUACGUCGUCAAAGUUCCAGACAAGGGCUUUCAGUGGCUCGAUCUGUACUGCUUUAUGCUUUAAUGAACUUUCACAUGCAAGCGUUGUUCAGUAGAUUUCUCUGAGUAUAUCAUGAUGAGAUGGAUUUUGAAUUUAUUAUGUUGUCCACGACGACAACAACUUCCUCCGCCAUUACUUCAGCGCAAUGCACGACACGAUUCUGGAUACAGUGUGCCUGUGCAUAUUACAAGAGGAGUUUUACGACGAUUUCGCUACAAAGAAGCUCUCGUUACAGCAAUUAGUCCACAAUUUCCAGUUCGAGUUUGAAUUCGAAUACCUUGUCACCAAGCCGAUACUUGAGUCCGUCCUACGAGCAGUCUGCGACCGCGUCACAGUCGUAAAUCCGUCGGAAGAUCCCCAGAGUAAAGAUAAGGCAGGUAGUAGUGUAGAAGGCGAUGCUGCACAUGACGAAGAGCGACGAAAAAUUACAAAUGGAGGGAGCGAAGAGACCGCAUUCAUCCUGAACACAGACAAGGUCCUCAAGAUUUUCGCGACAAAAGUUUUUGAACCGCCUGUCAUGUCUCUGCAGACCUUCUUGCAGAAAUGGAGAAACGAGCUACCUGUAUUUCAAUUUGUCCAUUUUCGAUUGGUGUCAAGAUUUUCGCCGUAUCUCGUGCUAGAAUCGGCUUGAUUAUUUUUUUCUACUAACUUUCUAAAAGUGUCGAUUCAAGACCUGAUGAAUCCGCCAGUAAAAAGUUUCCUUCAUCAAUCGAAUAGUCCAUCCUAAGGUUGAUUUUCUGGACUUGGAGAUUACCGCCGAAACGAUCGUUCCUCCAAUGUUCGUCAUUCGGAAUAGCGUGGUGAGGGCCGACGAAGAGUCGUUGCCAAAAGACGCUGUACUGCGUUUGGAAAAGCUUUUUGCGCUGUAUCCGAUCUGGUACCAGUCCCAGCUCGAGACGAUAAUCAAUCCGGUGCUGCCAGCGACCACAAAAGUCGCAGCGUGGCUGCUGAAGAAAGCGCGCAAGACGGAGAUAGAGAAUCCAGCAACGGGAGAGGAAGAAUCCAUGUUUGUAUCGAAAUUUGGCGUCGUGCCUCUGAACGCGGAUGGCUCGCUCAGAAAACCGCCAUCUUGAGUUGGAGGGUGUAAAAAGGUUCGAGGACCUGCUCGUGAAUUCCUGAACAACAAGAAGACUAGCGCCUUUUUUCAUCCAUUUAUUUCACGUAAACUUUUGCGAUUUAUGAUUUCCAUUUUUGAUUCGACGAUGGAUUAUGGAACACCAGGGAAUGGUGCGUCGUUUCGCUGGCAUCGACACCAAUCAAUACAGACUUUCUGUGACUCUUGUUAGAGAGUAAUGCCAACGCCUAGUCGUACGGGAUGCAUAUGAAAUAAAUAUCCUACUCGGUACGUCCUUUUCCG
Molecule: messenger RNA, 2732 nt
Organism: Amoebophrya sp. A25
Lineage: Eukaryota; Dinophyceae; Syndiniales; Amoebophryaceae
Source: the annotation of a GenBank genome assembly